AUGUCGUGGUGGGGACGUGUUAGAUUGGACGAAGAGGAACAGCCCGAGGCGUCGCAAUGGCCCGUGGAACUGCCCACGCUCUCUUACUUCGAGCGUAUGGCCCUGUUUGCAGUCACAUUGAUCGGCUCUUUCGUCUGCUACGGCCUGUGUCUUAUUCUACUCCCAUUACUAUCCCUCAAGCCCCGGAAGUUUGCCGUGCUAUGGUCGCUCGGAUCAAUCUUAUUUUUGACCUCGUUCGCCUUCAUGAACGGAUUGUCCAAGUUUACCGCCCAUUUGAUUUCCAAAGAACGUCUCUGGUUCACCAUCUCGUUUAUCGGGUCUAUCGUGGCAACCCUUUGGUUCUGUCUUGUUUGGAAGUACACCCUGGUUGUCAUAAUUUGUGGAGCAAUCCAGUUGAUAGCUUCUAUUGCCUAUACAGUCAGUUACUUCCCUUAUGGACGCCAAGGACUCAGUCUCACCGGAACGGCUGCCAGAGCCCAGCUAGACAGCUGGAUCAAUAGCUAA
Molecule: messenger RNA, 504 nt
Organism: Ogataea philodendri
Lineage: Eukaryota; Fungi; Ascomycota; Pichiomycetes; Pichiales; Pichiaceae
Exons: 1
Coding region: 1-504 (167 amino acids)
Biological process (GO): vesicle-mediated transport
Cellular component (GO): membrane
Source: RefSeq, a predicted model, not a curated record